This is a messenger RNA of Ostrinia nubilalis (European corn borer), 814 nucleotides long. RefSeq lists its product as uncharacterized. Bases 1 to 798 code for a protein of 265 amino acids. The transcript has 7 exons. The record is from RefSeq and is a predicted model, not a curated record. Lineage: Eukaryota; Metazoa; Arthropoda; Insecta; Lepidoptera; Crambidae.
AUGCUGGGACAGAGAACCCUGACACUCGGUCCGAUGGUCCCCUGCCCGAUACAUACUGCGAGGAAGCUAAGAUCGGCGUAUCCUUUGCUCUGUGCUCCUGUUCGUCACCCAACAAGAACAGAGCAGUACGAAUCGGAAACAGAAGACGAUCUUCUAGAAACAACAGAAGCAGAUACCGAAGAAGAAGAUGAUGAUGAUGAAACCACAACAGAGAGUGUGCGGAACACAACCAAAGCUGUGCUUUAUGACAAGAAAAAUAGUAAGAUCAAGGAUUGGAAGAAAUAUACUCAUUCAGAGAAGACCAUAGAGGAUAGGGAUUCUGUGCUGCUUUUUAGGACCACAACAAAAAAGAGGACCACUAAAGGCUUGUUCUUAGAUAAGUUGGACCAAGAACUAGACAGCCGGAAGAAGGCAGAGGACAAGUUCGAAAGCUUUAAAGCUUGGCAAGCUCGGACUUCGGAUGCUUGGCACCCAAGAUCUAUGGAGGGAUACGAAGCAAUACCGACGAAAAGCAGAAAACAGACAGCUGUUCUUUUAGAAGGAGAACCGGAGUUCCGUAGAUUUACUGACAUGGCAGUCACUACUAGCCCUGAGGCAUUAGUAGUGAGGCACAAAUGGAAGCAAACAAGGGACAGACCACAAAGGCCAGGAGCCAACGCACUUUUGAACCUACCUGUCACAGCGCACACUCAUCGGUCUUCAAUCGCCGCCAUGAUGUUUGACAAAGAAGACGUGGACCAACUGUUCCGCGACACAGGCUUCAACCCUAGUUGGAUGCGCCGACAAGGAAACAAGUGAUCGUUUAUACAAAAUG